Molecule: messenger RNA, 4374 nt
Organism: Sinocyclocheilus rhinocerous
Lineage: Eukaryota; Metazoa; Chordata; Actinopteri; Cypriniformes; Cyprinidae
Product: interferon-induced very large GTPase 1-like
Exons: 2
Coding region: 16-4374 (1452 amino acids)
Molecular function (GO): GTP binding
Source: RefSeq, a predicted model, not a curated record
GACACUAUUCACCCGAUGGAUGUUCAGAUGGCUGUGUUUCAUUGUGCUGAUAGUUUUUUAAAGCAGCUGAUGGUGACUAAACUGUCUCAGUGUCAGUACGCUCUGCCUCUGCUUGUUCCUGAUCCAUUCACACAAGAGAUUGAGUUUCCUCUCUGGACAUUCAGACAAAUCAAUAAGAGCUGGAAGAUGAAAGAUGCCAAAAAUGAAAUCAGUCAAAUCCAGCCUGUCUGGAAGGCAGAAACACCAAUGGUGUCUUUCUUCAAGUUUGGCUCUGUAUCCUCAUCCAAAUCUCAGCUGAUGAACAAUCUAAUAAAUGACAAACACAACACGUUCUUCCACAGGCAUUGCCCAGGCAGCAGCAAAACCAGACUACUGAUGGAUGGAGUGGUGGAGAUCGCUUGGUACUGCCCCUCUGGGAAAGAUACAGAUAAAUUCAAUCAAUGUAUUGCUUUCUGUAACCUUCAUGGUGAUGCAGGAGACAGUGAGAAACAGCUGCAGAUCCUCACUGAAAUGGCCUCAGUCAAUGUUGUUGUUCUACCACAACUUGGCAAGAAUGACAGAUGUGCAGAACAGAUCCAAAACCUGUACAAGGACAGAAAGCCACUUAUUUGUCUUUUUACAGAUGAUGAGUUUACUGCAACUAAGACAAAGAAGGGAAAAUACAAAAUUGGUUUGAAAGACAGAAAUCAGUCAAAUGUUUAUGUUGAACUCAGAAGAGCUAUAAAUGAUUGUCUCUCAGGAUCACGCUCCAGUUUCAUACUUGAAGAUAUGUCCGAAUACUUCAAACAGCAUUGUCCAAACAUCAGAGUAGAUGAGAAAUAUGAUGAUGACUGCAAAAGAGGAAAAGAAGCAGCCCAGCAGAUGAUGAGUUUACUGGAAAAGAAAAAGUUAACAGAAAUGAAAGAAUCAUUUCUGCCCUGUCAGGGGAAACUGUGGCAUCAGUGGUGUGAAAAAAACAAAGAACUACAUCGAUCACAGGGUAAUGAAACAGAAAUAGAAAUAAGUGGAAUUCACAGUGAAAUGAAGAAAAUCCGUGAUGAGCAGUAUAACUGUAACAUUAGUGAGUUUAUGAAGUUCUUCAUUGAAGAAAUUAAUUCAAAGGAUGCAAAUAAGAAAAAUUAUUUUCUUAAAUGGAUCAGAAUUCUCCUGGAUGAAUAUACCUCAGAUUAUCUUUCACAUUUGACCAAUGAACAUGCAGAACUUGAUAGGAUAUCAAGAGAACUUCAAGCAGCAACCUUUGGCUUGGAGCACAUCCUGAGGGAGAUCGGUCAGAUCUAUGAAUCGUGUAAAUCAUUGAAUAAGAACAAGGAAGGUCUGCCGUGUGAUUUUUCUUCUCUCCCGAGUCUUGCAGCAGAGAUGAUGAUCUCUGGAUUUCCACUGGAGCUGAUGGAUGGAGACGCUGCUCAUGUUCCUGUGGUCUGGGUUACUGCUGUUCUACAUGAACUCAUUCAGAAACUGGGAGACAAGAGAGUGUUUGUGCUGUCAGUUUUAGGGAUUCAGAGCUCUGGGAAAUCCACUAUGCUGAACGCCAUGUUUGGACUCCAGUUUGCCGUCAGUGCUGGCAGAUGCACCAGAGGAGCUUUCAUGCAGCUGGUCAGAGUUUCAGAGGAGAUGAAAAAACAGCUGAAGUUUGACUAUAUUCUGAUUGUUGAUACUGAGGGGCUUCGUGCUCUAGAACUGUCUGGAAGAUCAACAAGACAUCAGGACAAUGAAUUGGCAACAUUUGUUGUUGGUCUUGGUAAUUUAACAUUAAUCAACAUUCUUGGAGAAAACCCAUCAGAGCUGCAGGACAUUCUUCAGAUCGUUGUUCAGGCCUUCAUGAGGAUGAAGAAGGUCAGACUGAAUCCCAGCUGCAUGUUUGUUCAUCAGAACGUUUCAGAAGUCACAGCCGGAGAGAAAAACAUGGAGGGAAGGAGACGGCUGCAGCAGACGCUGGAUGAAAUGACAAAACUUGCUGCUAAAGAUGAAGUCUAUGAUGCAGAAUGUUUCAAUGAUGUCAUUACUUUUGAUAUUCAGAAGGAUGUGAAAUAUUUUGCACAGCUCUGGGAGGGCAGCCCACCUAUGGCACCAUCGAACCCUGACUACUAUGAAAAUGUUCAAGACCUAAAGAAAUAUAUUCUUUCUCAUGCCUCAAAAUCAGAUGGAAUGAUGUCAAUAGACUUAAAAUAUCGGAUUAAAGAUCUCUGGGAGGCUUUGCUGAAUGAAAAAUUUGUGUUCAGCUUCAAAAAUUCAUUAGAAAUUUCAGCAUACAGGAAACUGGAGACAGAAUACAGCAAGUGGUCUUGGAGUCUCCGCAGUGCCAUGCUGGAAAUUGAAAACAAACUACACAUCACAAUUAAAAAUGAGGUGACUAAUAAAGUUGAGGAGACAGAUCUUCAAACAGAACUGAAUAAGACAAGUGAAGAAGUGAAAAAAUCAAUGUCAGAGUUCUUCAAGACAGACACAUAUGCAGCUGUACUGAUACAGUGGAAAGCACACUUUGACUUCAAAAUCACAGAGCUUCAGGAAAACAUUGUGAGAGAAACAAAACAGAAAUUAAAUGAAAUUCUUAAGCAGCGAGACACAGUGAAAGAGAUUGAUGCUCAGAAAACACGUCACAUAAACACUCUCUUUAACAAGAGCAAAGAGCUUGCCUUUAAACUUAAAGACAAAGCAAAGGAUGAAGAAACACUGAAGAAAGAGUUUGAUCUGUUUUGGGAACAAAGUGUUAAGAAGAUCAACACAGACAAGCAAACUUCAACCAGAGAAAUUGACAUAUUUGGAGACAUGAAACGAUUCCUCAGUAACAACUAUAAAAGUGUUCCUGUAGAUGCCUGGACAGAGAGCAUGGAUAUUUUCUCUCUGCCAAAUUAUUCAGAUUAUGUACAGUUCAAGAAAUCUAGUGGAAUUAAAGGACAUGUUCAAAAUAUGGUAAUAUCAGCUAUAGAGAAGUUUGGCAACACUUUGUCUAAAGAAGAUGAAACCCAAAUCAGAACCUUAGUCAGUGACAUUGCUCGACAGGCAGACAAUAUGAUCAUGUCAUAUAACAUUGCAACAGUGGGCUACAACAAAACCUACAUUCAACAAAUCACAGAUUGCAUUAUGGGUAGAGUAACAGAACAUCAGGAUAAACCAGUGAAAUAUGUGUUCAAGAAUGAUUUCUUCAUGGUUUUAGUGUAUUCCAUCUGUAAGAGAGCAAAUAAGACAUUCACUGACCAGCACAGACUUUUCAAAGAAGCCAAUGAUCCUGCAAUAUAUGUUAGAAAGAAGAGAGAAGAGUACUACAGCAUUUUUACAAAACACCUCAAUGGUGCAACAUCUACUGCCAUUUUUGGUGAAAUCAUCUGUCAGAAACUUAAAGAGCCUGUUGAACAAAGUGUCUACAAAAAUACUGCCAGAAAUUUGACAGGUGAAAUUAGAAAAAACUGUCCACUGCUCAAGGAAAAAAGAUCAGAACUGGAGAAACACAUCCUGAAAUAUCUGGCUGAACAUGAGGAUUUUUCUUCAUACAUGAACUACAUUCAUAAUCCCAGAGAUUUAUUCAAGAGCUUCAUCAGUGUUGUUGUCAGCCAGUACAUCACUGAUAAUUUUAGUGAAAAUCUUAGUGUUCUUCCCAAGAUUAAGGAAAACACUGCACUCCUGCAGAAAAAGAUCAUAGAAGCAGCACAUGAAGCUACUGAACAUGUUCAGGUAAACAGUGGUGAUGUUAAUUUGUGGUUGAAGCGUUUCACAGAGCAGCUCUCAGAUGUGCUGAUAUUCUCUGUAAAAGACCUCAGUGGAGUGAGUCGUGAUGGUGUGGAUGAUCUCAACCUCCUAGAAGAAGUUAUAAAAAAAGAACUUAAUCUGUCUGAUAUAGGCAGAGAGAUCAGUGCAGACACAUUUGUUCAAAAACUGAACCCCAUGGACAGACCAGAUGAGAUUCUGAGUAAUGAGCUCUGUAAGUGCUGUUGGGUUCAAUGUCCAUUCUGUGAAGCCUCCUGCACCAACACAAUAGAAAACCAUCCUGGACAUCACAGUGUUCCUUUCCAUCGAGUGACUGGACUCAAUGGAUACUAUUAUGAUCAAACACAUAAUUUGUGUGCAGAUUUUUGCUCAACUGUAGUGGCCAGUAAAAAAUCAUUUAAAACAUCAGAAAAGUGGAUCCCAUAUAAAGAAUACAGAACUGCAGGAGGAGUUUAUGCAGAGUGGAGCAUCACCCCUGACUUCUCUGAGCACCCAUACUGGAAGUGGUUUGUGUGCAGAUUCCAGAAAGAUCUGGAAAUGCACUAUGGGAAAUCAUUUCAGGGGAAUGGUACACUCCCAAGACAAUGGAAAACAUACAGCAAAGAGGAUGCAAUUGAGAGUUUAGAAGCACAGUACAUUUUGAGUUGUGAUGGUCUCAGCAGAUCAGGUUGA